Selaginella moellendorffii is the source of this 1056-nucleotide messenger RNA. Its product is annotated as calmodulin-like protein 3. NCBI's taxonomy places the organism in Eukaryota, Viridiplantae, Streptophyta, Lycopodiopsida, Selaginellales, Selaginellaceae. The record is from RefSeq and is a predicted model, not a curated record. Gene Ontology annotation, molecular function: calcium ion binding. The transcript is spliced from 2 exons. Bases 16 to 690 code for a protein of 224 amino acids.
GGAGCUGCUACUCGCAUGGAUGCGCCGACAAUCCCACAAGGAAUCGCGAAGAAAGCAAGAAUGAGGGCGAGGGAUUCCAUCGCGCCGUGCUCGCUCCAUUUGCCCCAUCUCAUGGACUAUGGAUGGCACUGCCAGCCCCUCCUCACUCCAUCUCCAUCGCCAAGCUGCCCAAGAGCCCUAAAUUUGCGUGGUAGGAAAGAAGAGGAGAGAGAGCUUUGGAAUGUCUUCCAGGAAUUCGAUAGCAACCGCGACGGUCUGAUUUGCAAGGGCGACAUCGCACAGAUGAUGCUGCGGCUGGAUCGCAGCCUCUCGGAUCGCGACGUGGCCGCCACGCUCGAGGCGAUCGACGAGGACGGCGACGGAUUCGUAGAUUUCGGGGAGUUUUGCUCCAUCUUCCACGGUCGCAGGGAUAUUCUGGACGGAGAGGAAGCGCCGGAUUGCGAGGGCGAAGAUCAAGAGGAAGAAGAUCUGAUGGAGGCUUUCAGGGUCUUCGACCGCGACAACGAUGGAUUCAUCACGGUGGAGGAGCUCCACACGGUUCUCGCCAGGCUAGGAUUCGUGGAGGAGCAUGGCGGCCGCCCCAGUUGCUCCAGGAUGAUCCGGAUGGUGGAUUCCAACGGCGAUGGCCUGGUCGAUUUCCUCGAAUUCAAGAGAAUGAUGUCACAAGCCGGGUCGCGCGGCACACACUAGUAACCGCGCGGUACAAACGCGAGAAAUUGGAAGAGCCCUAAUACGCUUAAAUUUGAAAGCUUUUUUUUCGCACGAAUUCUAACACCACCUAAACCCUAAACCGUCCGAGUCGCUAAAAGUAAUGUACUCCGUUGUAGUCUAGUCGGUCAGGAUACUCGGCUCUCACCCGAGAGACCCGGGUUCAAUUCCCGGCAACGGAAUUUUUGGCAAAAAUUUUGGUAAACGAAACAAGCCGAGCAAGAGGGAGAGAGAAGAAAGGAGACCCGCGAGAUCGAUUCCAGUCCAGGGGUCACCAGGGAUGUUUGUGCUCGGGCUCCGAGUCUCCUGGUUCACCGAGGACUUCGUGGAGUUGAUUCUCAAGGUACG